Messenger RNA from Spirometra erinaceieuropaei, 1220 nucleotides. Lineage: Eukaryota; Metazoa; Platyhelminthes; Cestoda; Diphyllobothriidea; Diphyllobothriidae. The record is from the annotation of a GenBank genome assembly.
AUGCUCUCCGGCGUCCCUGGCACAGCUGGGUACCUGGACGACAUCAUCAUCGUGGGUCACUCCCCUGCCGAGCUGCAAGACCGAGUGUGUGCAGUACUCGAACGCGUGCAGGAAUAUGGCUUUCGCCUACGGGCCGACAAGUGCCAAUUCUUCCUCGACUCCAGCAAGUUCCUUGGAUUCGUUUUUGACGUCACUGGUCGCCAUCCAGAUCCUGAAAACAUUCGGGCCAUCCAACGGAUGCCUGCCCCCAAGAAUGUAUCGCAACUUCGUUCGUUUCUUGGCCAGAUCAGCUACUAUAGCGCCUUCCUACUAUCGCUGCAUGACGUACGGGCCCCGCUCAACCGUCUGUUGCAGAAGGAUGCUCCCUGUGAUGGUCCCCCGACUGUGAAAAGGCCUUCGCCCAGCCAAAUUCGAUGCUGAGUUUAGAUCUGCUGCUCACGCACUACGACCCGACGCUGCCGAUCGUUGUUGCUGCAGAUGCUUCCAAACACGAAGUUGGUGCCGUCAAUUCACAUACUUUUCCUGAUGGGUCUGAAAAGGCGAUUAUGCAUGCAUCUCGCACGCUAAACCCUGCGGAGAAGACCUACGGGCAAAUAGAGAAAGAGGCUCUAGCCCUCGUGUUUGCCGUCAAGAAAUUUCACAAACUGUUGUACGGUCGCCACUUCACGUUGUUGACGUAUCACAAACCAUUGCUGUCAAUCUUCGGUUCGAAGAAAGACAUUCCCGUCUACUCAGCCAGCCGACUUUAGCGAUGGGCAGCCAUCCUUCUUGGCUACGAUUUCGACAUUCGCUACUAUCGUACUACAGACUUUGGUCAGGCUGACGCCCUUUCUCGCCUCAUCAGCAAUCAGCAGGAACCGGAGGAAGAUACCGUGAUUGCCGCUAUUUCGAUUGAGGACGGUGUGCGCCGUCAGCUAUCAGACGCCAUACGAGGUAUCCCUGUCACUGCCGCGGACAUCCGACGUGCUACUGAACAGGAUCCUGUCCUCCGCCAGGCCAUCACCUACGUGCAGACCUGCUGGCCAACCACUGCUCUCGCUGGCGAUCUUCGCCAGCUCUUCCUCCGCCGAGCGUUGCUAUCUGUGGUUGGCUCCUGCCUCAUGUUUGCGGACCGUGUGGUGAUCCUAUCUUCCCUCCGACCCACUGUUCUACGCCAAUUCCAUGCCGCUCAUCCUGGUACCAGCCGAAUGAAGUCUAUUGCUCGCAGUUUUGCCUACUAG